AUGCAAUCCCUCUUGCCGUCGUCUACUUCCUCUUUGCCAACGGCAUCCUUAUCGACGACCGACAUUGCUGACUUGCCAUCGUCCGCUCAGUUAUCACGUCAAACAAUUACUGUGGCCGAUUGGGCAGCCGUAAAAAAACCCCAUCCUUCUUCUCACACUUGUCGUUCCAACGACGAUGAGGAUAACGAAUGGCAGAACGUUUACCGUAACAUUAAACGCAUGGAUCAACUGUACGAUGCUACUUUUUACUCUUGGCUAAAAUCAGAAGACAAUGUUCUCGUCACCGCAAUGUAUUUGCAUCGAAUAGCCAACGAAUAUCCCUUGGAACGUAUUAUCAAUGCACUAAAAUGGCUGAUCAAUGACUGGCGCUGGGAAAGUACCAGUAUACUGGUACGGCACGUCACUGUAGACUGGUGCGACGAAGCGGGUGAUUAUCGACGGGCAGAACUCCUGCGUCAUUUGACACAUAACUGGGCCACCCAGUAUACAGCGACAUUGAUCACGACCAUUCUCGCUGCUUCACCUUAUCAAACGGCCGAAAACGAACAACGCGAACGGUUUAUUCGUGCCUUUACUAAAAACUGGGACUUUUCAAAGUUGUCCGAGUUUUUCAUGUAUUUGCAAAGUCGGGCCAACAUUGAUUACAAAGUCAAAUGCGUGAUGCUGCAAGAAGUCGCUAGAAAGGAACGGGAAACCUUGAGUGCCAAGAUGAGACGACGACGAGGCAAGCAAGCCGAACAUGAUGUGACGUUGACCGAUGAUAUGGCACACCCGCUUCCCAUACAAAAAGGCGAAAGUAGCCGCAGCGUGGAUGAGAACGACGCUUCGGCGCGCUGCCUUGCGGAACCAACGGCUUCAGGCGGAGUAGAAACAUCAGAUCACCUGCAAUAUGGAGAGGAUGCAUCGUCACGACGCCAUCAUCGCCGCAUUUCCAGUAACACCAUCACCGAUACCAAACGCCUUCGUCUUUCCGCCCCACUGAAAGAGUCUGAAGAAAUAACCGACGGAGAAUCUUCUUCUUCCUCCUCCUCCAAUUCCUCCAACUCCACCGCUCGAACAUCCGACGCCCCCGUGCCCAUCAGUUCCACAAGUACCAUCACACAUCAAUCCCCUACCAAUAAUCGACGAGCCACUACUUUUGACCAUCCGCACCAUCAUUCCCAUCACCAUCACCACCAUCAUUUACGUUCCACCACUUCGGUGACAGACGCGGAUCUGUCUCUUAGAAAUAGCAAUGCCACUACGGGCGCUACCAAUGUGAGCGACGAUCUAGCGCAUCUUCACAUCGAUAUUGCUUCCGGAUCCAAUGCCAAUUUAUCACCGAAUCCUUCCUCCUCUAAUCCUUUUGUGAAUGCUCGUCACCACCAUUGUUAUCCUUACAGCUCCAGUUCCUCUUCCUCCCAUCUCCAUACGACGAUGCAUCUGAGACGUCGUUCAAGUUCGACGGCGUCCUCGUCUUCCAGCUCUUCAGAUCAUACCCUCGAUGAAACACCGGAUACGUCGACUUCAUCCAAUUUACGAAAACGGGGCGGUACCACUCUAUCCAGUAACGUUUCCCGUCAUUUGGCUGAUGAAUAA
Molecule: messenger RNA, 1578 nt
Organism: Radiomyces spectabilis
Lineage: Eukaryota; Fungi; Mucoromycota; Mucoromycetes; Mucorales; Radiomycetaceae
Exons: 3
Coding region: 1-1578 (525 amino acids)
Source: RefSeq, a predicted model, not a curated record